Molecule: messenger RNA, 1251 nt
Organism: Cebus imitator (Panamanian white-faced capuchin)
Lineage: Eukaryota; Metazoa; Chordata; Mammalia; Primates; Cebidae
Product: melanoma-associated antigen B6-like
Exons: 1
Coding region: 1-1251 (416 amino acids)
Biological process (GO): negative regulation of transcription by RNA polymerase II
Cellular component (GO): nucleus
Source: RefSeq, a predicted model, not a curated record
AUGCCUCGGGGUCAGAAGAGUAAGCUCCGUGCCCGUGAGAAACGCCGAGACACCCAUGGUCAGCCGCAGAGUCUCCCGGGUCCUCAGACCACUGUAGAGAAGCAAAAAGAGCCCCCCACUUCCACUAUCUCUUCUGAUUAUCGGGGUGCUCAUCCUAAGUCUUCUGAUGCCUCCGUUCCUCAGGAGUCUCAGGGAGCUUCACCCACUGGCUCUCCUGAUGCAGGUGUUUCAUGCUCAAAAUCUGAUGUGGCUGCCAAGGGUCAAGAUGACAAAAGUGCAGGCACCUCCCCUGAUGCCUCCGUUCCUCAGGAGUCUCAGGGAACUUCACCCACUGAAUCUCCUGAUGCAGAUGCUUCAUGCUCAAAAUCUGAUGUGGCUGCCAAGGGUCAAGAUGACAAAAGUGCAGGCACCUCCCCUGAUGCUUCCGUUCCUCAGGAGUCUCCCCCUGAUGCCUCCGUUCCUCAGGAGUCUCAGGGAGCUUCACCCACUGAAUCUCCUGAUGCAGGUGCUUCAUGCUCAAAAUCUGAUGUGGCUGCUAAGGGUGAAGAUGAGGAGAGUGCACACGCCUCCCAGAGAGCCAUGUACUUCAAGAGCUUAGGCCGAGAUCCUAUAAACAAGAAGUCGUGGGAGUUGGUGCAAUUCCUGCAGGAGAAGUUUGAGAAGAAUGAGUCCAUUUUGAAGGCAGACAUGCUGAAGCUUGUCAGCAAAAGGUACAAGGAGUACUUCCCUGAGAUCCUCAAGCAAACCUCCGAACAUCUGGUGGUGACCUUUGGUGUUGAAUUGAAAGAAAUGGAUUCCAGUGGUGAAUCCUACACCCUUGUCAGCAAGCUGGGCCUCUCCAGUGAAGGAAGUCUGAGUGGUUAUAAUGGGCUGGCGAAGUCAGGUAUCCUGAUGUCGGCCCUGGGUUUGAUCUUCAUGAAAGGCAACCGUGCCACUGAAGAGGAGGUCUGGGACUUUCUGACCUUCCUGGGGAUCUCCUCUAGGAUGACACAUCCACUCUAUGGGGAUCCUGAGAAGGUCCUUACUGAAGAUUUGGUGCAAGCAAAGUACCUGGAGUACCGGCAGGUGUGCAACAGUGAUCCUCCACGUUAUGAAUUCCUGUGGGGUCCACGAGCCCACUUUGAAACCAGCAAGAUGAGAGUCCUGGAUGUUUUCGCCAAGAUCAAUAACACCGUCCCCGGGUUCUACCCACAUCUGUAUGAAGAGGCUUUGGUAGAUGAGGUACAGAAAGCAUUGAGAGUGAACUUUUAA